GAUCAACAAAGACAGCGUCGACAGAGACCACGGCAUCCGGAACAUCACCUGGGCUUCCUCUAUUUAGACUUAAAGCACGAGUGAGAAAGUGAUUCGCAAAUGCAUCUAAGCUUCAACCUGAAUAAGGUUACUUUUAACGUUGCUGCUGUAGUUGCUCCAACGCAUUUCUAUUCGAUUAGCAAGGGUUUUGCUUCGUGCUGUGGACUAACCUUCCACUUUUGUGGAGUUUUGUAAGCGUCCUCUCCAUUGUAAAGAACAACCGCGCCGCUUCCUGGGCAGUACUGGUAAGUAAGUCCGACACGCCGCUCCACUGGACUAGCACGCAGCUGAGCGGGACUGUCAGGUUGCUCAAGAUCACUUGCCACAGCCCAAAUUGCAGUGAACGUGGCGGUGAGAAGUGGUAGAUAUCGUUGGCGAUCAGCGCGCCGUCCGCGACAAAGUACACCCACAACACCGAGAUGCUUCACGAAUCGCACGAAGCACAGACACUUGGUUAGUGUCAAUUGCAGCGGCUCAGCUUCGCCAUCAUUUCACGCACCCUAGUAUCGUCAGCGCCAUCCACACCUCGACGUAAGCCAUGUACUUGGCGGUGAAGACUACUGGGCACAUGAAGUGUAACAGGAAGUUGCCGGCAUUCGCGAGGUCCCGGAAGACGUGGUACUUGCUUAUGAAGCCGAACCAGCCCAGCAGCAUGCUGUCAAACACGGAUCGAUCGAAGAAUCUCAGCGCGUACCAUGAUAACAUCACCGACAGCCCCAUGACCAUCGCGAGCCCCAGUGCCGUUGGGGACUCCAUCUUGGUGGCGAUGACGGUGAACACGUUCCACAGAAACGUGUACACGAGGCGGAUACGGGCGAGCGUCGGCACAAGCACCACGGCCUGCAGUGUUACCAGGGCGUAUGCAACAUCAAGGUAGUCCUGCAGUUUCUCCAUCGCGCCGGAUUCAGAAAUGCCAGUAACAAUUGUGGAGCAUACCCUGCAAGAACGGUAUUCCAUCAUGCGAAUUAUGUCGUCGAGAGUGACCACCAGUGAUGAAAUCGGUCGGCUCAACGCAUGCUCACAGAUGUAAGGUAGGUGGGAUAGAUACACGCUAUAUUGAUCUGGUUACGAGGGCUUCCACGUAGUAGAUCCUGUGAGAUUUUUCAAGAGGUAUAAGUGAUCCCGGGCACAGUCUUGCGGCUGUAGAGCACGACGUUCCUCGACCAGUUGGUCUUGCCCAAUUGUGCCUUGUAGCGGAAUCGGCCCGCAGCCAGCAGAAACGCAUCAAUCUUCUCCACGACGUCCGUACGCACCUUGAUCUUGCGGAAGGACUGGGGUACCUCAACCCGCAUGCGGGUCAACCGCUUCUGCGCGUUGCUGUUGUUGAAAAUGAUUCAAAGACAACGAUACAUUAGGAUUAGGAUCAAGAAAAGCAUCACAAACUUUAAGUCACAACGAAACACAGAAAGUGCCACCUAC
This is a messenger RNA of Phytophthora nicotianae INRA-310, 1458 nucleotides long. RefSeq lists its product as hypothetical. The coding region runs from base 578 to 916 and encodes 112 amino acids. The record is from RefSeq and is a predicted model, not a curated record. Lineage: Eukaryota; Oomycota; Peronosporomycetes; Peronosporales; Peronosporaceae. The transcript is spliced from 2 exons.